This is a messenger RNA of Scutellospora calospora, 167 nucleotides long. The record is from the annotation of a GenBank genome assembly. Lineage: Eukaryota; Fungi; Glomeromycota; Glomeromycetes; Diversisporales; Gigasporaceae.
GGCAAGCUGCGAGUUUCCCGGUGUUCAAGUCUGGAGAUGACCCAAUACUAGUACCACCGGGAAAUAAGCCUGAUUAUAAAAAAGCCAGAAACUGGAAUGACGAACAUAAGGAACAUAAAUCAGCUGGUGAACCUUUGAUUAACAUAAAUAAUCCGACAUGCUAUCUG